AUGGCUUUGAAUUGCAUUUCCGAACUAUUCACACCUCCUAUAAUCUUUACGACUGGAUCCGCCGAAAUACGCCCAGAAAGCCUUAUCGGCACAAGAUUGACCGUGUUCAGAGCGUUCUUGAGGAAGAAAGAAUUGACAUUGAACUAAACAAAUGUAUAUCUGAGAAGGAUCUUUCAGAUUCUGAUCUGCAGAUUUACAACGAGGUUCGAACUAAUGUAGCUAAAUCGCUUGCCCUGAAUAAUUCAAGAAAUUUUGCAGUCAUUCAUUUUGCUGGCAAGCAGUUUAAAGUUACAAAUAACGAUUUAAUUUCCGCAAAAGCCCCACUUUUGGAGGCCCAGCCUGGUGAACUAAUUCGUUUCGAAAAGGUACUGCUAGCAGGGAAUUCCGACUUCACAAUAGUUGGAAGACCUAUUCUUCCCAGAAACAAUGUCCUGGUUACCGCUAUGGUGGUUGAAAAGACACUUCAGCAUCCUUCGCUUUGGUAUCAGUUUCAUCGAAGAAGACGUCAUCGAGUUAUGCGAGUGUUCCAGGACAAUCUUGUCACUCUGCGUAUUGUAGAUGUAUGCAUUGAAAACCUGUAA
Messenger RNA from Rodentolepis nana, 581 nucleotides. The record is from the annotation of a GenBank genome assembly. Lineage: Eukaryota; Metazoa; Platyhelminthes; Cestoda; Cyclophyllidea; Hymenolepididae.